AUGUCCGGCAAGCGUCUGCUGGAUGCCAUUCAGCUUCUGAAUGUGUCCAAGUCAGUAGCUGUCAAGCACUUGGCUAUUCGCCAGCACCAGCUCGAUGUCUACACUCGGACGUCCCGCUGCCGCACUGGCGCGCCGCUUCAACGAACCCUCGCCACCGCCCAACCCACGGCCGACGGCCGACUCCCCGAGCCCUCGCCCGACUCGGCCAACGCCCCAAAUACUACCUCGACCACCACAACGCCCCCUUCCGAUGAAGCCCGGAAAUUGCAACGCCAGGCCGAGUUCCAGGUCCCUUCCUCUGCCGCGCAAUACAAGGGAGAUGAGAAGCCCGACGCAUUAAAUGUCAGCCAACAACAGGAUGUAUUCUACGAGCCCUCGCAACAGUCUGCGCCGGAUCUCUCCGCGCUGCCUCGAGUCAAAUUUCCCAAAGCGACCGGGGAUGUUCAAGUUGGUAGUAGUGAUGGACUAAAUGCAGAUGUUUUCCACUCGUCUGUGGACCCGGACGUUAAACAGUCCACGCCGGAUCAGCGGCAAGAACUGCCAGAAGAGAUGAUGCAGGGUCUUUUCCACAGCCCGAGGGUUUCUCGAAUGUUGUCGGGGAAGCCGGCGCCAAAGAGAGAUUGGCUGCCAGUAGACAAGCAACCGCCUUGCGACCAAAGCGCACCGUCAACCACCCCAUCAGAGACCGUCGCGAAAUCAGGAACCGAGGAGAUGGAGAAGUUGGGGACGAGCGUCGCGGAGGAUGUGGCCCCAAGCGCCGAAGGGCUCGAAGCUGGAAAGAAGAAUGAAGUCUACCAGAUGAUGGAGUCUCGUGUGCCGUCGUCACGACUCGGGAGACUCUGGCAGUAUGGUGGCCUCGCGACCUCGAUGGCCUUCGGAGCUGUCGGCGAGACGGUUCGACGGGCUACCGGCAGCCAAGAAAAUGGGUCUCUCAUGUUCAGUGCCGGGAAUAUGGAACGACUUGUGUCUAAACUGUCCAAAAUGCGAGGCGCAGCUCUCAAGCUGGGGCAGAUGCUCAGUUUCCAGGACUCAAAAAUGCUGCCCGACCCCAUCCAGCAAGUGCUUCAACGUGUUCAAGACCGCGCCGACUACAUGCCCGCUUCACAGCGCGACAAGGUCUUGACAGAAAACCUCGGGCCGAACUGGCGAGACCUCUUUGCCUCGUUUGACGAAGUCCCUAUGGCGGCUGCAUCGAUUGGCCAAGUUCACGCCGCAGUCCUCAAGCGAACUGGGAAACCAGUCGCCGUUAAGGUGCAAUACCCGGGGGUGGCCGACUCAAUUGACUCAGACCUGAACAAUCUGUCGAUUUUGCUCACAGCAUCCCGGCUGCUUCCCCGGGGUCUGUACCUCGACAAGACGAUCGCCAAUGCGCGGACCGAAUUGGCCUGGGAAUGUGACUACAAGCGCGAAGCUGAAGGCGCAGCCCGAUUCCGCGGGCUCCUGCGCGACGACCCAGUCUUCGUUGUCCCGGAAAUUAUAACCGAAGCAUCCGGCAAGCAAGUUCUGACGAUGGAAAUGCUGGAGGGCAUUGCAGUCACCAAGAUCCAGGAUUUUAGCCAGGAACAGCGCGACUGGAUCGGCACCCAGAUCAUGCGACUGUGUCUACGCGAGAUCACCGAGUUCCGGUACAUGCAGACAGACCCCAACUGGACCAACUUCCUGUACAAUGCGCGCACCAACCGACUGGAGCUGCUCGACUUCGGCGCCUCGCGCGAGUACCCAACCAAGUUCAUUUCCACCUACGUGCGCACCCUCGUCGCCGCCGCCCGCAACGACCGCGCCGCCUGCCACACCCUCUCCAUCCAGCUCGGCUACCUCACGGGCCUCGAAUCGACUGCCAUGGCCGACGCCCACGUCUCCUCUAUCCUCGCAAUCGCCGAGCCCUUCAUGCUCUCCUCGCCUGAUCUUUACGACUUCCGUGACCAGACCAUCACCGACCGCGUGCGCGACCUCAUCCCGCUCAUGAUCCGUGAGAGGCUCGCCCCGCCCCCGGAGGAGACGUAUAGCUUGCAUCGCAAGCUCAGCGGCGCUUUCUUGCUCUGUGCCCGCCUUGGCAGUCGCGUUCCGUGUAAGGAUCUGUUUGCGACGGCUACUCGGUCGGCCGAGGACAGUGGGUUGCUGGUGGAUCAGAACCAGAAACAAUAG
Messenger RNA from Penicillium alfredii, 2145 nucleotides. Its product is annotated as protein kinase COQ8. The transcript has 3 exons. The record is from RefSeq and is a predicted model, not a curated record. Gene Ontology annotation, cellular component: extrinsic component of mitochondrial inner membrane. Gene Ontology annotation, molecular function: kinase activity. Lineage: Eukaryota; Fungi; Ascomycota; Eurotiomycetes; Eurotiales; Aspergillaceae. Bases 1 to 2145 code for a protein of 714 amino acids. Gene Ontology annotation, biological process: ubiquinone biosynthetic process.